Molecule: messenger RNA, 1226 nt
Organism: Striga asiatica
Lineage: Eukaryota; Viridiplantae; Streptophyta; Magnoliopsida; Lamiales; Orobanchaceae
Source: the annotation of a GenBank genome assembly
CGUGGACACACAGCCUAUAUAAUAGAAACUCCCAAGCCCACAUAAUCACAAAUUCACAACCAAACACAAUACCAAAACUGGAAAACAUACAAAUGGCUUCAGCCUUCUUUACUAAAUUAGCUAUGAUCUCGAUUUUCAUGGUCUUGGCUUGUUUAACCGUGCCAUCCUCCGGAAACUUCUACAGAGACGUCGACAUAUCAUGGGGUGAUGGCCGUGGCAAGAUACUCGAAGGCGGACGUGGACUAUCUCUGUCGCUCGACCAAAACUCGGGUUCCGGAUUUCAAUCUAAGAAGGAGUAUUUGUUCGGAAGAUUUGACAUGCAGCUCAAACUCAUCCCGGGGAACUCCGCUGGCACUGUCACCACAUUCUUCUUGUCGUCUCAAGGCGAAGGACAUGACGAGAUAGACUUUGAGUUUCUGGGAAACUCGAGCGGUGAGCCUUAUACGGUGCACACGAACGUGUACUCAAAGGGCAAAGGAGACAAGGAACAACAGUUUCGCCUUUGGUUCGACCCUACUGCCGCAUUUCACACAUACUCCAUCGUCUGGAGUGCUCAGCGCAUAAUAUUCCUGGUGGACAACAGUCCCAUCAGAGUUUUCAACAACCACGAAUGGAGUGGGGUACCUUUCCCCAACAGCAAGGCGAUGAGAGUGUACUGCAGUUUGUGGAAUGCAGACGAGUGGGCUACUCAAGGUGGCCGGGUCAAGACAGACUGGACAAAGGCUCCUUUUGUGGCCUAUUAUAGAAAUUUCAAGAUUGAAAGCGGUCCACAAUUUCAGGCUCAGGAGCUUGAUGUUAAUGGGAGAAAGAGAUUGAGAUGGGUUCAGCAGAGGCACAUGGUCUACAACUAUUGUGCCGAUUAUCAGAGGUUUCCUCAAGGAACUUCUGUCGAGUGCAAGCGCUCGAGGUUCUAAACCUCUGCACGGAUUCUUUUAUUCUUUGCAAAUUCAUUAUUUUGUGUUUGUAAUUCAUUUGUUUGCGCUUGUUUCACCAUUAUUAUUCAUUCAUUACUGAUUUAUUUGAUGUAAAGACAGAAGAAUAAUAUUAUCAGAAUAAAUGAUGGAACCAUGUCCCUUUUUAUUCGAAAAAAUGUGACCAAAUUCGUUCAAGAUGCUAAGUUUAUUGCUCUGGAAAUUCAAAUAUAUAUGCUGAAUACAAGAAUGUCUUGAAGCACCACAUAUACAGUAUCCAAUAACUCCAAACAUGUUAUGACCACUUGGAGGCCU